UUACAAUCUAACGCCUCUGCCAAACUGUACCUUUUAUUUUUUUCUUUCUCUCCUUGUUAUAACAAGGAUUUUCGCUUCACUCAGAUCUGCCUUGAUUUGAUUGUUUGUUUGAAUUCAAUGGGUUCAUUCAGAUCUGCCUUGAUUUGGUUGUUUGAGUCGAUGGCGGGCGUGAUGAUUGAUAUCUACACGGUGGUGAAUCAAUUACCAGUUCAUUGUGUUGAUACAAUUCAUUAGAUUCUUCUGUUUUACUAUUGUGUUUAUUCUUUCAAAUUUUAUGCAAUUCAUAGAUUCUUCUGGGUGUGUUUUUCUCUUUUCUGGAAGGGUUAAUCAAUCCCUUUUUGAACAACGAAAACACAUUCUAUCACAUAGCAGUAUUAAUUUUCCGUUUCUUUUGUUAUAGCCUAGUCAAUUUUUUUUGAAAUAGUUCGUGGUCGUUUUUUUGUUCUUGGCUUAAUCAAUUAUUGAUAUACCACUAAUUAAUAGUGAUGUGCUAAAAAUGGAUUUGUGUGCUUUAGUAUGUUCAAUAGCUUUCUUCCAUUCGUAAGGAUAAUACGCAUUCCAAUAACAUAGUUUGGCGUGUUUCAUUAAGUCUAAUACCCUUUGAUCAAUUUCAUUGUUUGUAUAAACUUUAUUUCAUUUUGUAAGUGUUUUUGUGCACUACUAGUUUCUAGUGAUUAUGCCAUUCGUUGGGUUAAUCAGCCCUCCCUUUAUGUUUUAUCACGUUUUUGUAAAACCCAAAUUUUGAUUACUAGUAAAACCCCCAUAAUUAUUUUCCUUUUGACAUAAUUAGUGUUGUAUUAUCAAAUGAGGGAGUAUUUUUUGUUUUUUCCGUCGUUGCACAAUUACAGAAAACACAACAUAUUUUUCAUAACAUAGCAAUGUCGAUGCUUUUAUGCUUAAAUUACUACACGAUUUUUUACAUUACAUUUUUUCAUCAAGCAAUUGUAAAAUGAACCUACAUUUUCUGUUUUUUAAUUUUAUUUUCACUUCAAUGCUGGUGCAACCUAAAAUUACAUUGCUGUUCACUAACAAUUUCUUUAUUCCCCAUUUCGUCCUAAGGAAACCCUAUUUUCCAUUUUAAUUUGUCCCCAUUCAGUUUUUCAAUCUGCCGUUUCCCUAGUUCCCAUUUUGUCCAAAGAAAGUCUGAAUUGAGCUUUUGAUUUGAUCUAACUCCAGACUCCAGUCUUGAGCUAUGGGUAAAGGAAAACGGAAACUCACCGGUCUUGAAGUGGCUGAAGAAAGAAAGCGUCGGCGUCUAAGUUUUCUCUCUUACAUGGAGCUUGGUUCUGGUUUCACUGAGCUUGGCACUGGUUUUUCUGUGCUGCCUCCUGAUCACCUGUUGGAGUUGGUUUCCAGGUUUGAUGUUCAAUCCGUAGCACGCUGUAGGUCACUAAACAAGGAUUGGAAUAAGCUCAUGUGCAGUUUCACAUUUCUAAGGUCUCAUUUUGAGAAAUUAGUUCUUGGUUCUCAAGUAAGAAAGACUGCCCCAUGCCCUGGUCUUAUGAUGUGUGAGUGUGAGAAUUAUUCUCGUGAAAGGGCUCUUAAUUAUUAUUUUCUCGAUUUGAUGAGCGAUGAACGAUUUGGAGUAAUCAGCCGCGUUAACUUUGCCUUUAGCUAUAAGACUCGUGUCCGUGGAUGUGACAGAGGUGUUCUUCUCUUGUCUGGUCAGAAUCUGAAUGAGAUAGUGCUUUGCAAUCCUGUGACUAGAGAGGCUUUAGAAAUUCCCAAUCCUCGUCCUUUGUCUAGAAUUAAUUGGUCUAUGGUUGGGUUUGGAGUGAGUUCCACAGGGGAAGGCCACGUAGUUUUACUUGUUAAUCGUGAAACCAUGAUUUAUUCCCUAUCAACUCGGACAUGGGCUGGUGUAGAUCUUGGAAAAGUUGACUGUAUUAAGAAAAGUCCAGUGGUUGUGCCAUUUGCUGGUUGUUUGCACUGGAUGAAAAUGGACACUUCGGAAAUACUUAGUCUUGAACUUAGUUCUCUUACGGUUCGGACUUUCAAGUUUCCUCCAUUUGAUAACAAAUGUUUAGCACAUUUGUUUACUUCUCUUGGUUAUUUGUACUUCUCUGAAAGCCCCGGUGUUGAUUAUGGUAAUUGUAUCACUGUUUGGAGAAUGAACGUGCAUGGUGAUGAUAGUACUUGGGUCCCACAGUUUCAAAUUGAUGCACAACCUGGUUUUCCGCUUAGUAAAUUCUGGCCCAUUCAAGUUUUCACCAACGGGGAUGCCUUGCUGUUACGAUUCAGAUCUGGGGUUGUCAUCUUCUACGAUAGCUCAUCAAAAACCUUUCAUUAUAUGAAUGAGCAACUUCAAACGGAGUUUGAUUGGAACAAACAGGAACCCAAGGGUCUUAUAUGUCUUCCAUAUACCCCUUGUUUUAAGACCAUCAUAUCUCUAGUUGGUGGUAAUAAUUGGGAAAAAGAUGGGCUACGUCUUCUUGUAGGACAUUUUGGUAUGAAAAGGAUGUAGUUGCAGCAGACAUGGUUUGGGAAUUAGUGAUUCAUACUACUUGAAGAGUUGCUUGAAGCCUAUUGAGGAAGGAACAACAUUUUGAGGAAGGAACAACAUUUUGUACUCGAAGUCUGGAAGAAAACCAAACUAUGGGGCUUUAAUUUUGUAUAAAGUUAGUAGUUGCAGGAAAGAACCAAGGAACCUGGUCUAUAAUUUCAUCUGGCAUUGUGCCUGUAUUUUGUCUGGUCUUGUCAACUAGAAUACAAUCUCUUAUGAAUGACUAAAUCUGGAUUAUCAAGGGUUUAAUUGUAUCUUUUUUUGAUUAA
This is a messenger RNA of Salvia hispanica, 2772 nucleotides long. Its product is annotated as F-box protein At3g07870-like. The record is from RefSeq and is a predicted model, not a curated record. Gene Ontology annotation, molecular function: protein binding. NCBI's taxonomy places the organism in Eukaryota, Viridiplantae, Streptophyta, Magnoliopsida, Lamiales, Lamiaceae.